This is a messenger RNA of Penicillium diatomitis, 894 nucleotides long. RefSeq lists its product as uncharacterized. The coding region runs from base 1 to 894 and encodes 297 amino acids. Gene Ontology annotation, molecular function: RNA binding. NCBI's taxonomy places the organism in Eukaryota, Fungi, Ascomycota, Eurotiomycetes, Eurotiales, Aspergillaceae. The record is from RefSeq and is a predicted model, not a curated record. The transcript is spliced from 4 exons.
AUGGCCGACAUCGAGAUCACCAUGUCCGAGGAGCAGAAGGCUCCCCAGUCUCCCUUUCAGAACGUUCGUACCAAUGGUCGCGCUUUCAACUCCCCCAACUGGCGCAUGAAGAGCGAGGCCGGCAGUCCCAGAGCUUCUCCCUCCUCUUCCACCCGCACCAACACAUAUCGCACCACCCCCCCGGCCAUCUCUGAGGGCCGCCGAUUGUAUGUCGGCAACAUGCCCUACACGGCCAAGUCGGAGGAUGUUGAAGCGCUGUUCAGCGCGGCAGGAUUUGCUAUCGAGCGUGUGGACAUUGCCGUCGACCCUUUCACCGGCCGAAACCCCUCCUACUGCUUUGUCGACCUGAAGACCAAGGAGGACGCCGAGCGAGCCAUGAUUGAGCUCGAUGGUAAAGAGAUGCAGGGCCGUCCGGUCCGAAUCAAACCCGGGGUGGCCAAGUCUCAGUCUGAGCGGGCUCCUGAGCAGCCAGUGCGCACACCAUUUGCCAUGAGCCGCUGGCGUUCCCCCGAGAGCAGCCCUUCCACCCACCACACCAACACCGCCCGGGUCAACAGCAGCGAUGCGAGCCAGCGAGUAUAUGUGGGAGGUCUGCCCCGUCUGACAGAGCCUGAAAGUGUGCAGAGCCACAUGAAGGCUUUCUUCCAAGGAUACAACGUUGAGACCGUCAGCAAGGUCUUCUCCCCUCAUCCCGCCAAGCGAUUCGAGCCUGGUGACCACUACUAUCUGUUUGUUGACCUGAGCAGUGUCGAGGAGGCACAGCGGGCCAUGGACACACUCAACGGGCAGCAAGGCCCUUGGGGAGGACCUCUGCGGGUGCAGCGAGCCCGGGGCACCACCAACACCAAGCCCGAGGGCGAAUCCUCAUCGACCGGGCCGGAGGAGUCCCUGUAG